Molecule: messenger RNA, 1211 nt
Organism: Phragmites australis (common reed)
Lineage: Eukaryota; Viridiplantae; Streptophyta; Magnoliopsida; Poales; Poaceae
Product: GDSL esterase/lipase At1g71691-like
Exons: 5
Coding region: 42-1130 (362 amino acids)
Molecular function (GO): hydrolase activity, acting on ester bonds
Source: RefSeq, a predicted model, not a curated record
ACGACCACAAGUGUUAGCUGCAGCAUUGGCUGGCACCAUCCAUGGCCGGCGGCCUCCGGCAGUGGCGGCUGCUCCUCGGCGUGAUGCUCGCGCUCACGGCGCCUGUUGUGGCGGCAGAAGGCGGAGGGGCGAGGGCGCCGGCGCUGUUCGUGUUCGGGGACUCGCUGAUCGACAGCGGCAACAACAACAACCUGGCGUCGCUCGCCAAGGCCAAUUACUUCCCCUACGGCAUCGACUUCGCCGACGGGCCCACCGGACGGUUCUGCAACGGAUACACCAUCGUCGACGAGCUCGCUCAGCUGCUGGGGCUGCCCCUGGUGCCGCCCUACUCUCAGGUAUCAUCCGUCCAGCAGAUCCUGCAGGGCGUCAACUACGCUUCCGCCGCCGCCGGGAUCCUCGACGACAGCGGCCAAAACUUCGUGGGGCGGAUCCCGUUCAACCAGCAGAUCAGCAACUUCGAGUCGACGGUGGCCCAGAUCGCCGGCGCGGUCGGCGCGGCGGCGGCGGCCGGCAGGCUGGGGCGGUCCAUCCUGUUCGUCGGGAUGGGGAGCAACGACUACCUGAACAACUACCUCAUGCCCAACUACGACACCAGGCGCCGGUACAACCCGCAGCAGUUCGCCGACCUCCUCGUCCGCCAGUACGCCUCCCAGCUCACCAGGCUGUACAAUGCCGGGGCGAGGAAGUUUGUGGUGGCCGGCGUGGGGUCGAUGGGGUGCAUCCCGAGCGUGCUGGCGCAGAGCCUCAUGGGCCGGUGCUCGCAGGAGGUGAACGACCUCGUGCUGCCGUUCAACGCCAACGUGAGAGCGAUGCUCGACGGCCUGAACGCCGACCUCCCCGGAGCCCGGUUCACGUACCUCGACAACUUCCGGGUGUUCCGAGCCAUCCUCGGCGACCCAGCCUCCUUCGGGUUCAGCGUGGUGGACGAAGGGUGCUGCGGGAUCGGGAGGAACGGCGGGCAGGUGACGUGCCUGCCGUUCAUGCCGCCGUGCGCGGACCGGGAGCGCUACGUGUUCUGGGACGCGUACCACCCGACGGCGGCGGUCAACGUGAUCAUCGCCAAUCAGGCGUUCCACGGCGGCGCCGACGUCGUCGCCCCCAUCAACGUUCGCCAGCUUGCCAACCUCUGAAGAUGAUCAGAACCUAAUCUGAUCGAUGAUGCUACCUUUAUUCUAUUUUACUGAACAAAAGCUACGAGUAGUAAAUUAACU